GCCGUGUCGGAGCCGGCCGACAAGCCCUCGGACCGCAUCGGCGGAUGGAAGAAGGGGCGGUUCCACUACUGCGGCGCUGGCACUAGAUAAGAUUAACCUUUGUUGGCUUCCUUUACUGUAUUCCCGAUUCUCGCCGGGGCUUGUCAUGGCUCCUUGCUGUCCUCAAGUUUGCCACUGACAAGUGAGUAACGGCGGUAUUUCCCCAACACUGAUCUCCUCCGCAUACUCCGCCCAUCCCGGACACCAUGGAAGACGUUGGCUACCGAUUGGAGGCGGUCAAGGCCACUCGAGUCCCGGCAGAGGACAUUGAUAAGACCUUCCGUUCGAGCUGCAUCGACCUUGUUUCCGCGGCCCUCGGCGGCAAGGUCUUGGGAUUCUCAGACCAAUGGUUCGCCGAGGCCGCAAACCUCAUCAACCCGGCCGCCCCUAUCCGCCAGCCAGGGAAGAUGGUUUACUCGGGUGCCUGGUACGACGGGUGGGAGACAAGAAGGCACAAUGCGGAGCCGUUCGACUGGGUUGUAAUUCGCCUGGGUGUCGCCUCGGGCACUGUCGAAGGCGUCGAGGUGGACACAGCAUUCUUCUCGGGUAAUCACGCCCCUGCCAUCUCGGUCGAAGGCUGCUUCAGCCAGAGCGAUGACGAGGUCCUCUCGUGGAAGGGCAGCCGUGGCGGCUGGGAGACCAUCCUGGGCAUCCAGGAGUGCGGGCCGUCACAGAGGUUUGGGUGGAAACUCGACAGUCCCACCGACAAGCAAUACACCCACGUCCGGCUGAACAUGUAUCCCGACGGCGGUAUCGCGCGGUUCCGGCUCUUUGGGCACGCCGUGCCGGUCUUCCCGGAAGACAAGGAGGCCAUUCUCGACCUCGCUGCUGCGCAGAAUGGCGGAGUGGCCGUCUCGUGCAGCGACCAGCAUUUCGGAAGUAAGGACAACCUAAUCUUGCCUGGCCGCGGCAAGGACAUGAGCGACGGAUGGGAGACCGCCCGGUCACGGACCAAGGGCCACUUCGACUGGGCCAUCAUCCGGCUAGGGGCGCCCGGGUACAUUCAAAACUUCGUCGUCGACACGGCCCACUUCCGGGGCAACUACCCGCAACGGGUGGAGAUUGAGGCGAUUGAGUGGAAGGACGAGGCCGAGCCGCCAGCAGGCGCCGAGGGUUGGGUGAAAAUGGCCGAGCCGAUCAAGUGCGGGCCCGACAUGGAGCACCAGAUUGAGAGCCUGGUCAGGAACAGAGCGUUUACCCAUGUGAAGCUCAUCAUGGUGCCGGAUGGAGGAGUCAAGCGACUGCGGGUCUUUGCCAAGCGGGUUGUCUGACACGGCUAAGCUGCUGGGAAGGCCUGAAAAUGGGCUGGGGGCGGCGCAGAUGAAGAGCCCAGACAGACUGCCGUCGGGUUCGAAGGAUGAACGAAUCAAAGUAUGGCAAGCUCUGGCAAGCCUCUGCAAUUUUAGAACAGAUACCUUAGGUAAACAUGAAAACAACGUUACCGAGAGACAGGGAAAUUGGCCUCAACGUUAUUCACUCUCUCCUCCCACAGUACCUACCUCACGCACUUCUGUACUGUGCACAUCACGUUCCCUUCGACGGCCCAGAGGCUAAACAAAACAUCU
Thermothielavioides terrestris NRRL 8126 is the source of this 1604-nucleotide messenger RNA. RefSeq lists its product as uncharacterized. Gene Ontology annotation, molecular function: allantoicase activity. NCBI's taxonomy places the organism in Eukaryota, Fungi, Ascomycota, Sordariomycetes, Sordariales, Chaetomiaceae. The transcript has 2 exons. The coding region runs from base 246 to 1310 and encodes 354 amino acids. The record is from RefSeq and is a predicted model, not a curated record. Gene Ontology annotation, biological process: allantoin catabolic process.